AUGGCCCCAUCAGAAGUAAAUAAAAAUAAUGAGAAACAAGUUCUAUUGAAUAUUAGAAAAACUCACAUAAUUAAUAAAGCUAAACAGAAACCUUUCAAGUUAGGAGAUACAGUUAGAAUCACGAGAUAUAAAAAUAUUUUCGAAAAAGGAGAUACACCAAAUUUUGGAACCGAAAUUUUUGUAAUUCGUUAUGUGAAAAAAACUCCUCAAGGUUAUAUUUAUAAAUUAAAGGAUUUAGAUGAUGAAGAAAUCACAUCAAUUUUUUAUCAAUAUGAAUUAAUACUAACAAAGAAACCAUCUCUAUAUAAGAUCGAUAAGAUCAUUAAAACAAGAAUAAAUAAACGUACAAAGAAAAAAGAAUAUUUUGUUUCCUGGGUUGGUUAUCCGUCUAAAUUUAAUCAGUGGAUUGAUAAUGUCGAGUCAAUCUGAUGAAUAUUAUAUUGAAGCUGUUUCCAACGCUUCUAUGGAUCUUUUCCCUGAAAAUACUCUGACUAAAUUUACUAAUCGAUUGCAUCAUCCAAUCAAUCUAAUAGGAGAAUGGGUUGUAGCUAUCCAUGAGAUAUUUUAUCCCGUUGAUUUAGUGAUUGAUAGAAAAGAAAUUUAUCUCACUUUAGAAUUUCCUGAUGGACAAAGAAAAAUCAAAUUCGAAAUAAAUGAAAUUGAUGGUUUAGAAGGUGUGAUUCAUAACAUCAACACAAGAUUAAAAGAAAUUUAUGAUGAAGUGAUUUCCGUUAUUCCAGCAAAAAUUGCUAAAAGAGAAAGUGAUAAAUUUGAUCCAACAGACGAUACAAAAAUGGAUACAUUAAAACUUCUCGCUAUUACAGAUGAAGAAAUGGAAGCGAUGGGAUCAAAUGUCUAUCGAAGAAAAAUUCAAAGUUUAAUUGGUCGAAUCGCAGCGGAAAUUGAGAAAGAAGAGGAGGUUAAGAAACAAAAAAUUCUCGAAAUGAAUCAUAAGAAAACUAUUCAACAAUUAAAACAACGUAUCGAAAUCGAAGAGCAACUUGAAGAAAAAAAGGUGAAAAUUAAAACUAAAGAAACAGAAAUUAGCGAGAAAAAUGAUAUAAUCGCUAAUCAAAGAACUACAAUUGAUACCCUGAGGGAGGAAAUUAAAGGGCAUGAAACAAAAAUUUCCGCUAAGGAUCAAGAAAUCUUGAUGUGUAAAAAUGCAGCAGAUGAACAGAAUAAAAUUAAAACAACUUUUGAUGAAGUCUUUCAGCGUUUAGAUGAUGGUAUAUCAAAAUUAAUCGAAAUUAUUGAUACACAAACAAGCAGAAAAGCUACGGCGGAAGUUGAUAUCCUAAAAUACAAAAACAGUCUGACCAUUGAAAAUGAAAAACUUGAGAAAUUAACUCAAGAGAUUAAAGAUAAAGAAAAUGAACUGAAAAAAGCUAAUGAAAAAUUACAUACACUAAUAAUAACUAGUAAAUCUGAUAAUAAAUCGAAUGAAAAGAUUGAGGAGAUCAUAACAAAACCUGUUGAAGAGUUGAAAAAAGUUAAUGAAAAGUUAGAUGAGAUUAUAUCAAAACCAGAUGAAGAGUUGAAAAAAUUAAAUGAAAAAUUAGAUGUUAUUGCGUCAAAGCCCGAAGAAGAUUUGAAAAAGGCUCAUGCUAAAUUGGAUAUUUUAUUAGCAUCAUCAGGUUCCAAUCCUAAAGUGGUUGAUUUACAAUAUGAAAUAGUUCGAACAUUGAGCGAUAUUAUUCGAGCGAAAAAUGAAUCAUUUAAUACAACUCAAUCAUUUGCAUUUGCAUUACAAAGACAAUUAAUGGACUCUGAAAGAGCUUUGGUAAAUAGCAAGAUCAUAAUUGAAUCGAAAGAGAAACAACUAACCGCUGAAAGAGAAAUGAAAAAACUUCAACAAGAUGAAGCAGAUCGACGUCUCGCGGAUUAUGAAAAAGUGAUUGCUGAAAAAAAUAAAAGAAUUGAAGAACUUGAAAAAGAAAAGACUGAAUUAAUAGCUCAAAGAGACUCGGCAAACGGUCAAAUUUUAACCGCUUUGAAUGAGAUUUCGAAAUUACAAGCGGAAAUAAAAGAAAUAAAAUCAAUUACCAAAACAAUGAAUGAUGCUCUUCAAACAGAGAUCACAACAAAUCGUGAACAGGAUAAAAAAGUUCAAGCAGAAUUAGAUGAAAUAAAAACCUCGAUCGAAAAUAUUGAAAAAAAUAUUGAGAAAUUGACUGUUAAACGGAAAAAAGUUGCGAAAAUUAUUGAUAAUUCAAUUGAUAUAAAUGAACCACCAGAAAUUGUAUUGAAAGAUGACCUGAUCACUAUCAAACGAGGCAUGUACGAAGAUCGAAAGUUUAUUCCAAAGUUCGAUGAUCCUUUAAUGUUAGAAACAUUUGGGUUUAGUUAUGAUCCCUCACCAGUGUUACAUACACAGAAAAAAAUCACUGCAAGAAAAACUGUUGAUUUAAAUUAUGGAUCUCAUUUAAUUUAUGUUUAUUCCGAUAUUGUUGCUGAACAUUUUGUUGGUCAACAAUCUGUACGAGUCCUCCGAGUUGUUCCUCUCAAAAGAGGGAAAAGUCAUGAUAUUGUUCAUGAAAGAUUUGUUAAGCCACUUUAUUUCCCAGUAAGAACAAAUAGAAUCGAAGAAAUAAAUUUCAUUCUUGGUGAUGAAACUGGAAGUUUAGUUAGAUUUGCUUCCGGUAGAGUUCAUAUUGGUCUACACUUGAAACGUAUUAUAUAA
Messenger RNA from Panonychus citri (citrus red mite), 2683 nucleotides. RefSeq names its product myosin-11-like. The coding region runs from base 413 to 2683 and encodes 756 amino acids. NCBI's taxonomy places the organism in Eukaryota, Metazoa, Arthropoda, Arachnida, Trombidiformes, Tetranychidae. The record is from RefSeq and is a predicted model, not a curated record. The transcript has a single exon.